CCAUACGGUGUUUUUUGUCGUCUUCAAAGCGGUCACACUGGUGGAUGGGGAAAAAAACAAACGAUUUGUGAAUAUGCCAAAUUACCAGGAUAUUUAGCGUAAUUGGGCCUUCUCUGCGGUGACCAUGGACAUAGGCACUAUCGAGCUGAGCGUGGAGGCGCUGAUCGGAUCCCUGCUGGCCCUCAGUGUCCUGUUUGCCUUCUGUCGCAGCUUGCUUUCCGAAGACUUUGUGAGCACCUUCAAAACACGUCACAGCUGGAAAUCAAUAAAAGUCUUGGAGCAGGCCUGCUUCUGCAACGUGUGCGAGAUCCUGCUCACCCCCUCCGCAGGACUCUUUUGCGACUGCUGCGGCCUGUGCACCCAUGCCACGCCCCCCUGCCAGCGGAGGGCGGACAGGGAGUACCGGUGCAAGGACAAGUGGUUGCGCAACGAGUCCUCCGUGCGGCACUUGUGGGUGCAUGGGAAUCUGCCUAUGGGAGUCCAUUGUGCCGACUGCAACGAGGAGGUUGAUCACCAUGUCAGCACUGAUCCGGGAUUGUACGGAUGGCGAUGUGCCUGGUGUCAGCGGUGCUACCAUAACGAUUGCUACACCCGCACUGACACCAAGGGAGCCUGCGACUUUGGCGAGUUCAAAGACAUGAUCUUCCCGCCCUACAGCUUUGUGGCCGCUCGAACUAGGGAUUCUAUGCGGCUCCACUUGGCCAGCAUUACGCCGCCAGACAUUGAGAACUGGGAGCCGCUUAUUGUGAUCGCCAACACCAAGUCGGGCAGCAGUACGGGGGCCAAUGUGUUGUCCCUGCUGCGCGGUUACCUGCAUCCACUGCAGGUGAUGGAACUGGGCUCACGGGGUCCACAGGACGCUCUGCAGUGGGCCGCCAAAGCCAGUCCUCGCCCGUGUCGCAUACUGGUGGCCGGCGGCGAUGGCACCAUCGGCUGGGUGCUCAACACAAUCUACGCGCUGAAUAUCAAGCCCCAGCCCUCGGUGGCCAUCAUGCCGCUGGGCACCGGCAACGAUUUGUCGCGAGUUCUGGGCUGGGGAGCAGAGCCGCCCUCUGCUCUCGAUCCUGUGGAGAUCCUUAGGAGUAUACGGCGAGCCCGCUCCGUGAAUCUCGACCGCUAUGACCUGCAAAUAGAGAAACUGCACUAUCGGCUACCUAUUCAAAGGCAUCCUACGAAGACGAUUCAUGUGUACAACUAUUUCAGUGUUGGUGUGGAUGCGUACAUCACUUACAACUUCCACAAGACGCGGGAGUCCCGAUUCUAUCUGCUCAGCAGUCGAAUAUUCAAUAAGCUGCUGUACUUUACCUUUGGAACGCAACAGGUGAUGCAACCUGGCUGCGAACACAUCGAGGAGAAGCUUACCUUGUAUCUGGACAACAAGCCAGUGCAACUGCCUGAGUUGCAGGCGUUGGUGUUCCUAAAUAUCGACUCCUGGGGAGCUGGCUGCAAGCUGUGCGAGCUAAGCAACUCCAAUGGAGAAGUGCGAAUUGUAAACUCCAUCUCCGACGGCAUGAUGGAGGUCUUCGGCAUUGUUUCCUCUUUUCACAUUGCCCAACUGCAGUGCAAUAUAAGCAAACCAGUGCGAAUAGGCCAAGCCAAGCAAAUAAGGCUACAAGUCAAGGAGACCGUGCCAAUGCAGGCGGAUGGCGAACCCUGGAUGCAGAGUCCGGCGGACAUUCGCCUUGCCUCGCGCAGUCAGGCCCGCGUCCUCAAGCUGGCUGCAACCUGAACGUAAUAGCAAAUACAGGAUAGAAGUCCCUUAUGUGCCAGUCCCCAAUCUCAAAGUACUUAACCUGGAACCUCAAUCUAUACUUAAUCGAAUUCGGUUGCAAUUCAUUCAAAGACACCCCCUAGUGGAAAACCGAUACUAGUCGAAAAAUACAUUAAAUGGUAUUUGAAAGAAAUCCACUUUAAUUAAGA
Messenger RNA from Drosophila santomea, 1920 nucleotides. RefSeq names its product diacylglycerol kinase epsilon (gene Dgkepsilon). Gene Ontology annotation, molecular function: ATP-dependent diacylglycerol kinase activity. The record is from RefSeq and is a predicted model, not a curated record. NCBI's taxonomy places the organism in Eukaryota, Metazoa, Arthropoda, Insecta, Diptera, Drosophilidae. The transcript is spliced from 4 exons. The coding region runs from base 125 to 1729 and encodes 534 amino acids.